Ostertagia ostertagi is the source of this 798-nucleotide messenger RNA. The record is from the annotation of a GenBank genome assembly. Lineage: Eukaryota; Metazoa; Nematoda; Chromadorea; Rhabditida; Trichostrongylidae.
AUGUUUGCUGCUUACAAUACCACUGCUAAUCCUACCAUCACCACAAGUGGCGGUAGUGUAAAGGUAGAGAAGGGUGUAGGUACCUGGAAAGGCACUGCAAACGGCGUAGGUCUGCAAACGGUACGUGGUACCUUGUCUGUAAACCUGGGCGACCGUACUGAAUCACAGCCUUGGUCAUUCCAAUACAUGGUUGGUUCUGCAGGUGCUUCGGUUCAGCUGGAUAAGAUGAACGUAUUUUACAUCGGUGUUACCAACCCGAUCACAGUAACAGCAGCCGGUUAUUCCCUGGAAGAUGUUUUUGUAAAUAUCCCGGGUGCUGAUGUAAAAGCAACGGAGAAGGGUAAAUAUGAUGUGACUGUAAGUGCAGCCACCGGUGCAAAAACAACAGCAACUAUUAUUGCAAAAACACCUACCGGUAACAAGGAAGUAGGUAAAAUGGACAUCCGUGUAAAACGUAUUCCUGAUCCUGUCGCUGAAGUUGGUGGUAAAUCAGGUACCUUUACAAUGCCUGUAAACGUUUUCAGAGCACAAUUGGGUGUUGCAGCUGUGUUGAAAGGUUUUGACUUUGAAGCGAAAUUCCAGGUAACAAGUUUUGAAUUUUCUUAUUAUCCCAAGAGAGGAGAGUACACACCAAUGGGCGUUGUUAGCGGUCCGAGAUUCUCUGAUUCCCCUGCUAUACUGAACUACGUUCAACACGUUGCAAAAAUUGGUGAUAAGAUAUACAUUGAUAAUGUCAAGGCGAAAGGUCCAGAUGGUACCACUCGUUCUUUGGGGAAUAUUACGAUCAUUUUAAACUAA